CCAUGGACCUCGGCAGAUAAGGUUUCUUUAACUGCUGGCUCCACAUUGUUUAGUCCACCAGGCUGAACUGUAAACCUCUCUUUUCCCUGUUGACCACUUUUUUUUACCAGCGGUACGUGACCAAGAAGCCAGGUAGACUACUUGACUAAUGUGUUUUCAUUUGUAGUUGGUCUUACUUAGAAUGAGUUGUUUAAAGGGUAGUUUGCAAUGGGUCAGUGCUAGGGUAACAGAAUGAACUCAACUUCACAAACUUUACAACAAAACACAAUUAUCCAGAACCAAAUCUUUCAGUGAAAGCAAGGAACAUAAAACUAACGUUAAUAACCGAAUAACUAACAAACACAGUAGUAAAGAAAUGGUUAGAUCUUUUCUAUUCCAUUGUCGUCUUAUGUGACAUGUGAAUAUGUAAACAUGUUGUUUUGUGUGUGUGUGUUGUAUUGUGGCGUGUCCUCUCUCACUGAUGUUCCUCUGCCUGUGCAUGCAUGUGUACGUGUGAUGGGAAGACAUGUUGGAUGUGCUGAUCAUCGGUGGGGGUCCUCACGCCCUGACACUCGCCACUCUCCUCACCCACCCCAACCACCCCGUCCCACCACCUGGCACUGACAUCCUGGAUGGGGUCCAGUUGAGCACAACCAAGUCCAGGCCUGGUCGCACCAGGAGCAAGAGGAGAUUACCUGCAAAGCCAGGGGUGGAUGAGCUGGCCGGUGUGGAGCGAGUGUCCUGCCCGCCCCUGCAGCUCUGUGCGGUGGACGCCUACGGCCAGUGGACUAGCCUCUGGGAGAGCCAGUUCAAAGCUCUGAACAUUCCUCACCUGCGCUCACACACACUGGUGCACACUGAUCCGCUCAACAAGAGGGCUUUGCAGGAGUUUGUGGUGGGGAAUGCCCGUGAGAAUGAGCUGCAUGGCCUCCCUGAGCGUGUCUACAUACAGGACGAGAACGCCUUUUUCAAUGACAACCGCCUGGGCAAGAGGGACAAGAAGCUCCUCAACAGCAGUGGUGUGGGCCACCAGAAGAGCCUGUGCUUCAGCCUGCCCGGCACCCAGCUCAGUGUGGACUUCUUCAGGGAGCAGGUUCAUAAAUACAAUUUGGACAGUGUUCUUGUCAAAGGGACAGUGGACAGAAUCAUCCCUGUGCUCUCCGGAAAGGAAGUGCUCUACUUCCGCAUUCUGAUGCAAAACGGUGACACCCUAGAAGCAGAGAGGGUGGUCAUGGCAACGGGGCCCACCCGAGCCCAGAUGGCCAACAUUCCAGCCUGGGUGCUGGCCAUCGGCGAGAGCUACCCCGAGGAGAGCCUUCAGCACACAGUGCAACUCAUGCACCAUCUAGCCCUGCUCCGCCAGCCGCAGACAGAGGGCCCGACUCAGGAAGGCACCUGUCCAUCAACUACAGGCCCGCCAUGUGUGUGUCAGCCAGGCCAGAGGUUACUGGUGAUUGGUGGAGGCCUCUCCAGUGCUCACAUUAUCUCAAUGGCACUACACCAAGGGGCAAGUCACAUCACCUGGGUGAUGCGCAAACACUUACAGCUGAAACAGUUUGAUGUGGGUGAUGUGGAGAGCCUCAUUGGCCGCUACUCCCACGUUGAGCACGGCAUCAAGAUGGACGGCCUGGCCUACCUGCGACAGUUUUAUAAUGAGCGGAGCCUUCACAAGCGGCUCGCCAUGAUCCAGCGGGCCAGGAAGGGAGGAGCCGUCACCCCUGAAGCCUACGCUCAGCUGCAGCCCUUCAUCCAGUCAGGACGACUGAGCAUCAAAGCCUACUGUCAGGUCUCUCAGGCCAAAUGGUGCUACCAGAGUCAGAUGUGGAAACUGGCCCUCAGCUGUGGAGACCACUGGACAGGGGACAAAAUCUGGCUGUCCACAGGCUGCAAACUAGAUGUGAAGCAAGACCCAAUGCUCUCUGAUAUAAUGAAGGAGUUUCCCAUACAGGUCAUUGAUGGCUGGCCGUGUAUUUUGGAAAAUCUGCAGUGGGAUGCAGGAUGUCCACUCUACGUCAUGGGACAAUAUGCUGCACUUCAGAUCGGACCUCAUGCGGUGAAUCUUGCAGGCGGACAAGCAGCAAGUUUCCGGAUAGCUAGGGACAUCCUCAGUCACCACAGCGGAAAGGGGCAAACGAAAACAACACCUCUAAAAAAAGAGAAAGCACUGACAGAUGACUACAUUAUGAACAUGCAUGGCUUAAUGUGGCUUUGACGCCGCCACUCCUAGUCAGAA
Messenger RNA from Clupea harengus (Atlantic herring), 2212 nucleotides. RefSeq lists its product as uncharacterized. The record is from RefSeq and is a predicted model, not a curated record. NCBI's taxonomy places the organism in Eukaryota, Metazoa, Chordata, Actinopteri, Clupeiformes, Clupeidae.